Messenger RNA from Drosophila erecta, 3784 nucleotides. Its product is annotated as homeotic protein female sterile. Bases 623 to 2836 code for a protein of 737 amino acids. The transcript has 8 exons. Gene Ontology annotation, cellular component: nucleus. NCBI's taxonomy places the organism in Eukaryota, Metazoa, Arthropoda, Insecta, Diptera, Drosophilidae. The record is from RefSeq and is a predicted model, not a curated record. Gene Ontology annotation, molecular function: RNA binding.
CGAUUCAGUUGGCAACGGCCCGCACUGUGAAACGGUCAUCCAUACGCCUUCAGUUCGCCAAGCAAGUUCAAGAAUUCAAGAGAUCUUUGUCUAUGUGUUUUCUGAAUAUUUUCAUAAAUAUUUGGAAUCUUGGGUGCCGCGUGUGUUAUUUUGAGUUAUCGCGAUUGCGGCUAAGUGCAAUUAGUGCCACAAAUUUAGUGCAAUGAAUUGGGAAAUUUAUUUCUCUGGCCAGGCGCAUCAUUAGCAAAUGAAUUUACCAAAAAGAUAUUCUUAGUGAGUGAGCUAUCGUGUGUGUACGUUUUUGAAUGGUGUUUGAGUUCCAGUUGCGCUAAGAUUUUCCAACGACACCGGACAAUCUGCGGCCGCUCACAGAUUUGGAUUCGUUAAAAGUGAAAAAUCCGCCGGGAGAGUUUGAGGGGAAAACAAUCCGACUGCAAAUGCAAUAAGCCGUCAACAAAAGCCCCGUCUUAGCCACAAAAAAAAGGAAAAACGCAGCAUCAAAAACGGGGACAACAGCAGGGAUUUCGCCAGGAUUGCGUACUUGUUCUUUGAACACAGGUGCGCCGCGGCUGCGCCCGUGCCCGUGUCCUUGGCAGGAUCUGUGACGUUGCCAGUAGCCACCAUGAAGCUGUCCAAGCUGUCCAACCAGACCAACUCGCAGGAUCCGCAGGCGGUCAACUCGCGCAUCUUUGUGGGCAAUCUGAAUACCUUUCAGUGCUCCAAAACGGACGUGGAGCGCAUGUUUCAGAUCUAUGGCCGCCUCGCGGGCAUAUCCAUGCAUAAGGGCUAUGCCUUUGUGCAGUUCACCAAUCCAUUCGAUGCUCGGAACGCCUGCCACGGCGAGGAUGGCAAGACGGUCCUCAGCCAGACAUUAGAUGUCAACAUGGUGGCCGAACCGAAAGCGCAUCAGAUCGGAAGGAAAAGGCAGAAUGUGAGCAAGACCGGAAACGAUUGGGACUACUUCUAUGACAGCUACUGCUCCUCGGCGCUGCUGCGAGGCGGCGGGGGUGCGGGCGGGGGCGGUUCGAACGGAGUGCGGGCCAAGAAGCGGAAGCGUCUGAUGACCAACGGCGGCGGUCUGGCGGUGGCCGUGCAACAGCAGCAACAGCAGCAGCACGGCCAGCAUCAUCACAGUGCGGCCGCAGUGGCCGCUGCUGCGGCAGCCGCCGUCCAUCAGCAUCAGCAACAGCAGCAGGUGCAGCAGCAGCAGCAGCAGCACCAUCAGCAGCAGCAGCAACAGCAGCACCAGCAGCAGGUUGCUGCCGUUGCGAUGGCGGCCAUGGCCAAUUUGUUGCCGCAGCAGCAGUUGCUGCUGCAUCAGCAGAAUCUGCUCUCGAAUGCGGCAGUGGCCACAACGGUAACGGCGGCACCGGGUUCCAUUCACUGGUCGCAAUACAAACAGGAGCAGCAGCACCAUCCACAUGCCCACCACCCGCACCACCAGCAGCCGUUCGGAUUCCAGCUGAAGAGCAGCGUGGCUGUCCAGGCGACGACAUCGCCGCAAAAUGCAAAGUCUGCAAUAAUUGCUAAUCAAACGGCGCUGGGCGAGCCGUAUCCGGUUGGAGCAGCCGCCUUUGCCGCCCACCAGCAUCAGCAGCAGCAUCCGCAGCAGCAGCAGCAUCAGCAACAUCAGCAACAUCAGCAACCGUUGCUGCAGCCGUUGACUCUGGCAUUGUCCCCACAGCAACCGCAGCCUCAUCAGGCGGCAACGCCACUACAAUUGCACAGCCAAUUGAUGCAGCAACAUCAACAGCAGCAGCAGCAGCAACAGCAGCAACAGCAGCAACUACAGCAGCAGCAGCACAACCAGCAGCAGCAACAUGCUCUGGAGCAAUUAAGUUUGCAUCAGCAAUGGGGACCAUUCAAAGUAUACAGCAAUCCGGAUACAUUAAUCUGCGGCAACUGCCGGGAAUCCUUCGGCGAGCUGUCUGAGUUAUUGGACCACAAGAAAAGUUAUUGCAAGCUGAGGUUCACAUGCAAGUGCCAGGAUGUUGCCUUUGCGGCAAGUGCAAAGACUCCGCCGACGAGCGCCAAAUUGCUGUGCGCCGUUUGCAAGGAUGCGUUCGUCAAUCCUUGGGAUUUGAUGGUCCACGCACAGGCCGCCCACAUGGUUAACAUUUACGAGUUGGGCGAUGAUGAGGGCAGCAGCAGCAGCAGCAGCAACAGCAACAGCAACACCACCACCGCCAGCAGCAACAAUGUUGCAAAUGCAGCAGCCGUGGAGAACGGACAUGCCAUCGCCGAUGAGGCUGCCACAAAGCAGCAGAUGCCGCAGAUGCCACAGAUGCCAGAUGCCUCAUCAACACUUAACAAGGAGCCCAAUAACAAUAAUAAAAUUAGCAACAACAACAUGAGCAGUGAGGCCAUCAAUGGCCACAUGUCGCCCACGGGAACGGCCAUCAUAAUGGCAUCCGGAUCAGUGGCUGAGAAUGGAAUGGCCAGCGACAUGGAGUCCAACUGUCUGGACAUAAAGUUCAGUCUAAGCGCCAGUCCCAAGGAGGCGGGCGACAUGAUUGCCGCGGCAGCAGACAGUGGUGCCCAUACAGCCAUGAUUCCAUUACAGGAUCAGCACAGGGAUGAUCUCUCCCUGGAUGGACGCAUGUCGAGCAGCUCCCAGCAGACCCAUCACUCCGACGAACUGAACGUCAAGUUGCUGAGUGGCUCCGUCUCCUCGAGGGGCAGUUCGCCCGGACUGGAGGCGGAUGAGCCGCCGGCCACGAGGGCUUGUAUUGUCCGCACCUUAAGCAUUGAAACUGCCGGGUCACCCACAGCUCCAACUGCCAAUACUUUGAGCCUGAUGUCGAACAGUUUAGGCCUGGCUCUCGCACCGCAAUAGGUCAAAGGACGUGGGCAGGGUCAACAGCUUCAGCGCGGUGUUUCUUGCGCCAUCGUAGUGCGAUACAAGUGCAAUUUCUUCAGUAUUUUUAACAGACUAACCUUGGGGGAAGCUAAUGAGUCCGAAGGAAAGAAGAUCGAAUAACGUAAAUUACAGCAAACAUAUCAUUUUUAAUUAGCCAUAGAUAUGAAAUACGUGCAGCUAUAUAUAGUGUAUUGUGUACUAUAUCAAUUAAAGCCAUGUGUACGUUUAUAUGUAAUGUACUUGUAUUCGUAACUGUAAUUGUAAUUGUAAUUGUAAUGGUAAUUGUAAUGGUAAUUGUAACUGUAAAACGCCUUUGUGUUUGUGUUGUUUGCAUGUCCUUUGGGUUUAUCGUUUCAAACGGAAGAGUAUUUAUUUGGGUUUCAAAACUGCAUAAGUGAACGUAUAGGUAAAAUUAUGGAAAGCUUAAACUGUCAUCGCCCGUCGGCGGUGCAAAUUGAAUGGUAAUCGAGCUUUGUACAUAUGGAUAUAUGGAAUAAUACGGAUACAAAUUACGGAAUUAUAAGAUCAUUGUUAUUAACCGGACAAUCGUCUGGUGCCGGCUUUAACCGAUGCUUAUAUUUUGGAUAUCAUUUACGGAUUAAUAAUAACUUAGUCCUUAGCCCACGCAAAUUGUAUAUCAAAAGUAGCAUAGUGACAACAGGUGUUUCAAAAACAAAUUCGGAGUAACUUGCUAUACAUUAUCUAGAAUCAUAAUCAAAUAUGCGAAAUAUUAUUAGCGACUAUAUUCUGUAAAACCUAUAUCAAAAGUAGCGGCUAUGUAAAUAGGUUAAACAACGUAUUAUGUACUUACCAAACCAAUUUGUAAACAGUAACAACAUUCAAUUCAAUGUCCUCCAGCUAAAGCAUAUAAACCAACAAACGAAAUGUAUUAUGCUAAAUGAGAAUACCAAAUAUAUAUAUAUA